AUGCCUCCUAAGUUCGAUCCUAAUGAGAUCAAAAUCAGUAAGUAAACCACAUGGAAUUAAAUCCUACAAUUUCGACUUGAGUUUCUCUUGGUGUCGUGUUAUAAAAGCUUCUUUUUUUGUUAGUCUACCUCAGAGCAACCGGUGGAGAGGUUGGUGCCACAUCUGCUCUAGCACCUAAGAUCGGUCCUCUUGGUUUGGUGAGAAAUACAAUAUUUUUGUUUUAUUUUACCUGGUUCUGAUGAAUUUUUUUCUCGUUUAUUUGUGGUAGUAGUAGACUUGUGAGGACGAAUCUUCUUGCAGGUAGCACAUGUGUAAAAUUCCUGAAUUGAUCAAUAACGUACAUCCUUACUUAAACCUGAUUAAGUCUCAGGAAUGCAAACCAAGGUUCAUUAGUCAACAGAACAUUUUAAUAAAAAUAGAUAAUUAUACCUCACAUGUAAACAUUAUACUAUUUUUUUGUAACUGCAUCAUUUGUUAUUCAACUUUCAGUCACCCAAAAAAGUUGGAGAUGACAUCGCCAAGGCAACAGGGGACUGGAAGGGGUUACGUAUCACUGUCCAGUUGACAAUCCAGAACAGGCAGGCCAAGGUGUCAGUUGUACCAAGUGCAUCAUCACUCAUCAUCAGAGCUCUGAAAGAACCACAAAGGGAUCGCAAGAAAGUCAAAAAUAGUUAGUAAUCUACUUCUGUGUUCUCAGUGGUGUAAUGGGUGAUUGAUACCAUCCUUUAGUUUAACCCUUUAAACCCUAAGAGUGAUCAGCAUCUAAGUUCUCCUCACAAUUGUAAUGCUAAAUCAUCUAUCAAUAUCAUGAGAAUAUUAAAAAAUGAUUGCAAACCCAAGAAGCUUUGAUUACUAAAUGCUUUCCCCUCGUCAGUAUCAAAGGAAGUGUACAGAGAAGAGUGUAGAAGAUAUGGUUACUGGUUUUAGGGUGUAAAGGGUUAUCCAUUUAUAUGAAGAACAGUAUUCUCCCAUUCAUGUGGUAACCAGCAUAAUUUACUAAAAUUGCAUGGAAUUCUUUAAAAUACUGAAUUAAAUGAUGUCACAUGAUGCACUCUGAUUGGUUAGCAAACUUUCAUUUAUUAUAUGUUAAAUCCUUAGCCUUAGUCACUCUAUGUUGAUGAACUAGCAUUCAGCUCAUUGGUUAUAAUUGUUCCAAGUGUUCUUCUAACAUCUCUGUGGGUUAUUACAUGUAUGCUAGGACAUUAAAUAUAGGGUGCAGUCUUUUGCUUAAAUUGGUAAUUUGGACCACUCAAACAACUAAGACCAACAACAUUUACAGGCUUGUUCUAAUUCUGAAUUCUGUGGGAAUUUGCCAAAUUGUUCAAGUUGAGAUUACCUGGAGUAAUACACUGACUUUUGUUUCUGCAGUAGGAGUAAGAUUGGCAAAACUCAGGGUGAAAUGCUGAUUUGGCUCUAACCUGUUUACUCCCAUGAUCUUGUUAGUACUUCUCCUUACCAUCUGCCAUACAAUUGUUAGGAUGUUCAUUGGGAGAAUUCGGUAUCAGAUCAACUAAUAAUCCUCAUCAUUCUCAUCACUUAUUUGAUUGAUUUUCUAUUGAUGUUGUGAGGAGCAAUUCUGUCUUGGUCUUUUAUGGAAGUCAGGGUUUAUGUCAUCUGUAAAUACCAAACUAUUCUAUUGAUUAAUGAUCAGUAACAAGAAAAGGGAACCAUGUACUCAAACUGAGUGGCUUGAGCAUACAUGUAACUAAGUAAGUUUUUGUGAGGUUGAAAUAUGGUUUAAUUUCCCCCUGCCUAGAUGCAAUGCCAUACCAUUGCAGGCUAAGCAUUCCUCAACACUUUUUCAGAAUUUGGUCUUGGUCCAAAAACAACCUCAGGGUAUUGGUGUAAGAAUUAUGUUUGAGUUUUGCCUGGCUGGAAUGCUUGUUCAGCUGAGUUUAUCUUAACAUUAUGUGAAGUUUCCAUAACCCUUUAUGACAAUCUUUUUUUGGUUCUGAUAAAGAACUUGGCACUAAAACAUUGUGUUCUGAUAUCCAAAUGAAUUUUUUUAUUGAACAGUCAAACACAAUGGUAAUUUGACCUUGGAUCAAAUUAUUGAGAUUGCCAAAACCAUGAGGCCACGAUCAAUGGCUCGAUUACUGUCAGGUACUGUCAAGGAGAUCCUGGGAACAUGUCAAUCAGUUGGCUGCACAGUAGAUGGACAGCCUCCUCAUGAUAUCAUUGACAAGAUAGAUGACAAUGAAAUCGAAAUUCCGGUAGGUAUUAAGCUGCUCUUAAUCAAUUAUAUUUUAAUUGUUUUGAGCAUGAAUUUCCAUUUCCAGAGCCAUAUCAGGAUGUCAAUGCAUGUCCUUGUCUCUGCUGACUUGCAGUUUUCUUUCUGGUUGAUUCAUGUUAAUAUCCAAAGUCAGUUGCAGCUAAUAAAUGAUGGUCAAAUUCUAUUUUCAAUCAGUUCACAGGUAAUUUGUACCAGCAAACAUGUACUUGCCUGUAGCUCAGUUAGGAUGCCAUCAAACUAUAAAUUUGGACUUGAAUGCAAUUCCCAAGGUCUUUAUUUGUAUUACACGGGCCAAAUUGGAUGUAAACUUGAACUUGGUCAUAGCAUACUUGGUAGUAGGUGUUUAUAACCAAGUUUAAUUGGUUGACAACCUUAUAUUGAUUGAAUACAGGUGCAGUUAGGAGCUAACGAAGUAAUGUCAUUGUCUAAACACCACCCUUAUCAUCAUGAAAUUUCAAGGAAUAUUUUCAUUCUCAUUCAUUCUGUUUUCUUUUCUUUUUUUUUAAGGAGGAAUAAACCUUGGUUCUCAAUAAAGAAUAAAAAAGAAAAUAAAAUAUUCAAACC
Molecule: messenger RNA, 2797 nt
Organism: Pocillopora meandrina
Lineage: Eukaryota; Metazoa; Cnidaria; Anthozoa; Scleractinia; Pocilloporidae
Source: the annotation of a GenBank genome assembly